AACAUGAGAUGAGACUUGAAAAUACAGCAAAUUGAGUGUUUAUGAUAUUAACUAAUCAUUCAAAUAAAAAUAAUCCCUCAACCGGAAAAGUACCUAACAACAACAUCACGUUCACAGCUUCUACCGAUUGAAAAGCUCCACCAACAAUAAUAACCUCUGAUUUCUUCUUCCACUUUCUCUGUGUGAGAUUGAAGAAGAAGAAGAAGAAGAUGGGGAUUGCAGUGGCGAGUGUUGAUUUGCUGAGUGAAAAGGCAGCGUUGAUGAGAGAGUCUCUGCAGAAGAGCCAAACCAUCGCAGACAACGUCGUCACCAUUCUGGGUUCCUUCGACCACCGUCUCUCCGCCCUAGAAACCGCCAUGCGUCCCACUCAGAUUAGAACUCACUCCAUAAGGAAGGCUCAUGAGAAUAUUGAUAGGACUCUGAAGGCUGCGGAGGUUAUAUUGGCUCACUUUGAUCAAUAUCGUCAGGCAGAGGCAAAAAUACUUAAAGGGCCACAUGAAGACCUGGAAAACUAUCUUGAAGCAAUUGAUAAGUUGAGAAGCAAUAUUCAGUUUUUUGGCAGCAAGAAGGGUUUUAAGAGCAGUGACGGUAUUGUCAUCCACGCUAAUAAUUUGCUAGCUAAGGCUAUUUCGAAGCUAGAAGAUGAGUUUAAGCAGUUAUUAUCAUCUUACAGCAAACCUGUGGAACCUGAGCGCCUCUUUGAUUGCCUUCCAAAUUCAAUGCGACCUUCAUCAGGAUCACCUGGCCAUGAGGGUGACCCUAGUGGCAAGAAUCCUAAUCACCAUUCUGAGCAUCACAACAAUAAUGGUGAUGCUGUUGUAUACACACCUCCCGCUCUUAUACCACCAAGAUUUUUGCCACUGCUACAUGAUUUAGCACAGCAAAUGGUUGAAGCUGGUCACCAGCAGCAGCUACUCAAAAUAUACAGAGAUGCCCGUUCAAAUGUAUUGGAAGAGAGCCUCCAAAAGCUUGGAGUUGAGAAACUCAACAAAGAUGAUGUUCAAAAGCUGCAAUGGGAGAUUUUGGAAGCCAAAAUUGGAAACUGGAUUCAUUUCAUGCGUAUAGCAGUGAAAUUGUUGUUUGCUGGUGAGAGAAAAGUUUGUGAUCAGAUAUUUGAAGGCUUUGAUUCACUUAGUGAACAGUGUUUUGCCGAGGUGACUACAAACAGUGUCUCAAUGCUACUCAGUUUUGGAGAAGCAAUUGCCAAAAGCAAGAGAUCUCCAGAAAAGUUAUUUGUACUAUUGGACAUGUAUGAAAUAAUGCAAGAGCUUCACUCAGAGAUUGAAACUCUUUUUAAAGGCAAAGCUUGCUCUGGAAUAAAAGAAGCUGCUACUAGUUUGACAAAACGACUUGCACAAACAGCCCAGGAGACCUUUGGAGAUUUUGAAGAGGCAGUCGAGAAAGAUGCUACAAAGACUGCAGUAACAGAUGGAACUGUCCAUCCUUUGACGAGCUAUGUGAUUAACUAUGUGAAGUUUUUAUUUGACUACCAAUCCACCUUGAAGCAACUUUUUCAGGAAUUUGAAAGUGGUGAUGAUUCUUCACAGCUAGCAUCUGUAACAGUGCGGAUAAUGCAAGCUUUGCAAACCAAUUUAGAUGGAAAAUCAAAGCAGUAUAAAGACCCUGCAUUGACACAUCUUUUUCUCAUGAACAAUAUUCAUUAUAUUGUCAGAUCAGUUCGGAGGUCUGAAGCCAAGGAUUUGCUAGGGGAUGAUUGGGUACAACGACAUAGGAGGAUUGUUCAACAGCAUGCAAAUCAAUACAAAAGAAAUGCUUGGGCAAAGAUUCUUCAGUGCCUAUCUAUUCAGGGGCUUACCUCAUCAGGUGGUGGGAGUGGUACUGGUGGCGAUGGCGGAGCCGGAAGCAGUAGUGGUGCUUCAAGAGCAAUUGUUAAAGACAGGUUUAAGAAUUUCAAUGUUAUGUUUGAGGAACUCCAUCAGAAACAAUCUCAGUGGACAGUUCCUGACACCGAGUUGCGAGAGUCUCUUAGGCUUGCAGUUGCUGAAGUCUUGUUGCCAGCCUAUAGAUCAUUUGUCAAACGUUUUGGGCCCCUAGUGGAGAGUGGAAAGAAUCCUCAAAAGUACAUCAAAUACACACCAGAAGAUCUAGACCGAAUGUUGGGUGAAUUUUUUGAAGGAAAAAACAUGAGUGAAACAAAGCGAUAAAAUAAUUGCUGAUAACUUAAGGUUGUAUUUGGUAGCCGAAAAGGAACUAUCGAUUGUUUUUUGUGUGAUGAGAUGGUGAAUGAUUCUGUAUAGUUGCCUUGAUUUGCUGUUUGAGGUGUUAAGGGUGUGUUUGGAAAUUCAUUUUAUUUGUGUUGAAGGGAAGUUUUGCAUUUUUUGAAUGUAUAAAGGUUGAAGCUAUGGCAGUGUUGGAUUGACGAUUGACGUUGAAUGUGGGUUAAAUUAAAUGGAACUACAAGGCAAAUGUAUCUCUGCCACGUGUACAAGUUUGUGAUUAUAUGAAUGAAAUGUUAGCAGUCAUGAGGGGAAUUUCAUGUAACAAGGAAUUGGUGUACUAUUCUUGCAUCGAAAUUCAAACAGGAAGCCGCAGCCAAAUAAGAAUGUAAACUCUUCAAAGUGUUUUGUUGAAGAAACUGGCCAAAGUUUUGCCGGGUCUUGAAA
This is a messenger RNA of Cajanus cajan (pigeon pea), 2624 nucleotides long. RefSeq names its product exocyst complex component EXO70A1. Gene Ontology annotation, biological process: exocytosis. NCBI's taxonomy places the organism in Eukaryota, Viridiplantae, Streptophyta, Magnoliopsida, Fabales, Fabaceae. Gene Ontology annotation, molecular function: phosphatidylinositol-4,5-bisphosphate binding. The record is from RefSeq and is a predicted model, not a curated record. Gene Ontology annotation, cellular component: exocyst.